Fukomys damarensis (Damara mole-rat) is the source of this 2119-nucleotide messenger RNA. RefSeq names its product sialic acid-binding Ig-like lectin 14. The record is from RefSeq and is a predicted model, not a curated record. Gene Ontology annotation, cellular component: plasma membrane. NCBI's taxonomy places the organism in Eukaryota, Metazoa, Chordata, Mammalia, Rodentia, Bathyergidae. Gene Ontology annotation, molecular function: sialic acid binding. Gene Ontology annotation, biological process: cell adhesion. The transcript has 7 exons.
CGAGAAAUGGAGGGCAAGGGAGGGAGGGGAGUCAAAGGGGCCAAGAAAAAGAGUGAAGGUGAGUUAGGUACAAGGGUCAGCUCUCCACGAAGAACGUGCAUCAUACUGAACGUGGGGCUCAAAAGCAAGAAAGAAAAGUCAAACUGUGCUUGUCUAGCGCAUGCAGCAGUGAGCCAGUGAGAGGGUGGACGGGACGCGCAUCUCCUCAUCUCCCCGCACCACGGGCCAGGCCCUCGCUCCCCUCUUCUAUCUGCGUUCGGGUGCUGCUGAUCUGACUGUUGAUCUAAAUAUCAUCUGCAAGGCCCCCAUUUUCCCGGACAAGCUCUCCUCUGCGGGGACCAGAGGCUCCUCGCCUGCAGUGUCCAAUGGGGAUGAACUCAACUGAUGUCUAAAUCCUACGCCAUCCCCAACUUCACUAAGUUCCCCUUUGGUGGCGGCCACGGCUCUCCCGCCCCAGCUACUUCCGGUUCAGCUUCCUGGACACCGCCCCACAGUACUGCAUUGCUUCCCUGACAGGAACCAAACUGGGUCUACCCCUGCCACAUGCAGGAUGCUGGGCCUGCUGCUGCUGCCCCUGCUGUGGGCUGGGUCCCUGCAGCAGGAUGGAGGGCACCCGAUCCAGGUGCAGAAGGCGGUGACGGUGCAGGAGGGCCUGUGCGUGCUGGUGCCCUGCUCCUUCUCCUACCCCUUCAGGGCAGGGUCUUCUCCUGAAGAGUUCUACAUGUCCUGGGUCCGGGUCAGGUGAGACUCAUCCUAUGGCGAUGUGGUGGCCACAAACAACCCAAAAUACGAACUAAAGACUGAGAUCAAGGAUCGAUUCCACCUCCUUGGGGACAUCCGGACCAGAAACUGCUCCCUAAGCAUCAGAGGAGACAAGAGAGAGGACACACGAACCUAUGUCUUCAGAAUAGAGACCAAGAGACAUGCAAUAUACACUUAUUUACAUCAUCUAGUGACUGUGCAGGUGACAGGCCUGACAGAGAAACCCGCCAUCCACGUUCCCGAGCCUCUGGAGUCUGGUCGCCCCUCACGCCUCCGCUGCAGCCUGCCAGGGUCCUGCCAAGGGGGGCACUCCCUCGCCUUCUCCUGGUCGGGUGACGCCCUGAACUCCAUGGACCCCGGGACCCUGAAGUCCUCAGAGCUCAUUCUCACCCCACGGCCCCAGGACCACGACACCAGCCUCACCUGCCAGGUGCAGCUCGCAGGAGCUUGGGCGACCACGGAGAGGACCAUCGGGCUCCGCGUCUCCUAUGCUCCGCAGGACCUCAGCGUCAGCCUCUACUUCAAAAAUGGCACAGUGCUGACGACCGUGAGCAAUGGCACAGUGCUUCCUGUCCCAGAGGAACGGUCCUUUCUCCUGGUCUGCACGGCUCACAGCAACCCCCCUGCCUCCCUGAGCUGGUCCUGGAAGGGAAAAGCCCCAGCUCCCUCCCAGGUCUCCAGAUCUGGGAUCCUGGAGUUAUCCCGUGUCAGGGCUGAGGAUGGCGGGGAAUUCACCUGCCAGGCUCAGAACGUGCUGGGCUCCCAGCACUUUUCCUUGAACCUCUCUGUGCAGAGAAUCCCCUCUUCCUGCAUCUGUGUGCCUGAGAGGCAGGGGAGCUCCUGGCCCCUGGUCCUCACCUUGAUCAGAGGGACCCUCAUGGGAGCCGGCUUCCUCCUCACCUACGGCCUCACCUGGAUCUUCUACACCAGGUACGGGGGUGCUCAGGGCUUCAGCGCUGUGAGACCUCACUGAGCCCCUUCUUCUCCACUCUGGAGUGAGCAGUCGGCAUGCAGACCAGACAGGACAAUGGUGGGGACGCCACUGUCACCUCCCUGGAAGCUCUGGACUCACCCUGAUAACUGCCCCUCAGGCCCCGCCUGAUCCCCUCCCCAUCACUUACCCCACUGUUGGUCAUUGCCCUCCUGAGGCCAGAAGACCCCAUCCCUCGCCUUGCUCCCUCUCCUCUCCCUCUCUGUCACAGCCCUGCAGUAAGGAUGAAGUUUGUCACCCAUCACCCCUACCAGGAAUUCCCACAGAGCACCAGAGUUUCCGUCUCCUGACUUCCCUAGCAGCAUGGGCAGUGACACAGGGAAUCACAAGCACAGCUUUUCCUUCCUAGUCCAAGGCCCUACCUCA